AUGAAUAAAGACAAACAAAAAUUAAAUUAUAAUCAAUCGUUAGAAAAGAGAAACAGAAUUGAUCACUCGAUAAGUUCAAUCGAAAAUUUACCUAAUGAAUUAUUCAAUGAAAUCUUCGAUUAUCUUGGUGCUUGUCAUAUGCAUCAAGUAUUUUCUAAUCUCAAUUAUCGUUUUCAAAGACUUAUUAAAUCUUCAUCUCUUUUAUUUAAAAUUACAUUUCGUCGAUCAACAUCGGAACAAAUGAUUCGUGUUAAUAACAAUCAAAUACUUUCCAUUCAUUUCUUAUCAUCAAAACAUACGAAGAUGAUCUCAUUAUUCAACUUCGAUUCGUCAUUUAUUCGUCUUGAAUCUCUUAUUUUUCAUUCAAUUAAACCAGAUAUAUUAAUAUCAUUGCUUUCUAAAUUAAUUCAUUUACCUCGACUGUUUUCAUUAACUAUCAACAUAGACAAUAUUUCAGCAGAUUUAACCGACAUUUAUCGAUCCAUUUUUGAUUUACCAAAAUUGAAAUAUAUUAGAUUUUUUGCAAUGGAACCCGAAGUGUCUGUCUCCAUGCCAUUGUGUAUCCAUAAACAAAUCAAUAAUAUUAAAUAUCUUAUUAUGAAUCAUUCAAUCACUUUAAAUAAUCUUUUUUCAAUACUUUCUUAUACAACUCAAAUAGAACACUUGAGUUUUACACAUAAAAGAUCUAGCACUUUCAAUGUUGGAUUUAUGUCGCCGAUAAUAUUACCAAAUUUAACAUAUCUUGCUAUAUAUGAAACUGAUCUUAAAUUCGGUGUAUUUGAAAUAUUCAUUACAAAGAUACAUUCAAAAUUAAAGGUUUUAUCUCUUGAAAGUCAAGCUGAAGAUAUGAAUUAUCUUAAUGCUGAUCGUUGGGAAAAAUUCAUUUUGAAAUAUUUAUCUCAAUUAGAAAAACUUUAUUUCACAUGUGAAUUCCGUGAACAUCGUCAUAGAAAUAAAAGGCAUAUGAGUACAUCAAAUAGUUUCAAUUCAUCAUUUUGGAUCGAACGACAAUGGAUAUUCGAAACUGAAAUUCAUUUAGACAUUUUCAUAUAUUCAAUUCAUCCAUAUAAAAAACGAUGGUUUGAAUAUGAUUCACAAUAUAAUAUGAUUAAUUCAUCGAAAUUUAUGCAAAUUGUUUUUACGAUUAUUUGUUAUACUGACGAAUGGUAUUAUCUGCGACGUAUUUUAACUGCAGGAGAAGUGUAUCAUUUGAAAAUUAAUAACGACGAAAUUUUUUCGACCGAAUUGAUCAGAAUGUUAAGUUUAUUACCAUAUCUUGAUUCAUUACAACUUUCUUCUUUACGAUUAUCAAAUCUAACAACUAUGAUCAAUGAAGAGAGGAAACUUCUUCCUACGGUAACAUGUCAAAAUCAAAUUACAAAAGUUUAUCUCAGAAAAAUGAAUCAAAUAGAAGAUAUUUAUUUUCUAAUUGACCAGUGUCCACGUAUGACAUAUCUUAAAGUAGAUUUUUCAAACCAUAUGGAUAUUGAAGACAAUAUACCAAAGAUUUUGAUGAAAAUUAAUACUAAAUAUAAUCAUCACAUUCGAUUAUUAUGUUUUCGUGUUGUAGUAGCGGAUGAGAAAUUAGUUGAAAAUUUAAAGAGAAUGAUUCAUUUUGAAAAAUUCUUAUUUGAUUAUAAAGUUAAACGUGUAUUUGAUGAUAUUUAUAUAGAAUGGAAAUGA
Molecule: messenger RNA, 1683 nt
Organism: Adineta steineri
Lineage: Eukaryota; Metazoa; Rotifera; Eurotatoria; Adinetida; Adinetidae
Source: the annotation of a GenBank genome assembly